AUGCCCCGCCUCGUCCGCCGCGCUCCCCUCUCCGAGCGCAUCCAAGCCUACCUCGAUCCCUCCGACUGGCUCAUCUGGAUCUCAGAGGAACUCAACAGCUCCGACUGGGAAGACUUUGCAUCGACAUAUGCCCUGUACAUCGGGUGUGGCGCCAACAUCGCCUUUGUCAUCGCGCAGGCAAAUAGCGUCGCUUCCACGGGCUACGACAGCGACAAUGUGUUCAAAGAAGUCUCGGGGCCUGGCUGGGUCCGAUGGUUUUCGAGCCUGCUGGUGCUGAUACUGGGUGCUGCGGCAUGGGGCAAUGCAUGGCUGAGCGUGGAGGUUGUGCCUGCAACACCGAGUGCGCAGCGCGUGAGGGUUGAUUCGUCGCCGCUGGGCGUCUCGCCGAUGGGAUACAUCAAGAAGGUGGUCGCGAGGAACUCGGCGGCGUCCAGGGCACACCCGGAUGCUGGACGAGAUGUCUGGGAGAUUGCUGUGUGGGACCCGAAUCCGCUGUGCUUGGAGCUGUUCUGCUUGUUCAGUCCGUUGCAUGUGGUGUUGUACUAUCUCAACCUCCCCGUCGCGCCGCUGGAUCCGAGACCGAGCAUCAAAGUCACAACAACCAUCUUCAUCGGAGCGAUAUUGUCGCUGCAGUUGUGGUGGCUGAGGAGCGCGUUCAUGCAGCAAACAAAGGACAACCACAUCAUCAGCCGCGAAGUUCUACACGAAUACGAUAACAAGUUCGUUCAUCCUAGACUACAGAAGACAAGCCGAGACGUCGGAAUCCAGACCAUAUCUCGCAAGCGCAACAGAGACUCAAGUGUCGGCGUCAAGGGCAACAGCGACGACCUAGCGAGCGAAGUCGUCACAUACACACCCACCACCGUCAUAAACCGCUCUUUCCGCACGAACCCCAACGUCGCGUACGCAUCUCAGUACGACCCCGACAACACAUCCGUCGCACGAACACCAUCCGCCAGACCCAGCUACAGCACCACAUCCACAUCAAUGACCUCCUCCGCUGCCACUCCCGCAGACUUCUCCUCUCCCAUUCGCCCUUCCAACACGCCCAAUCCCUUUCGCCAAGCACCCGCCAUGCGCACCGGCGACGGCGGCAGCCUCGGGCCCAUUGCGCAAAUCAGCAAGUGUGACUUUCGGCGAGCGCGGGAGAGAUAG
Molecule: messenger RNA, 1155 nt
Organism: Parastagonospora nodorum SN15
Lineage: Eukaryota; Fungi; Ascomycota; Dothideomycetes; Pleosporales; Phaeosphaeriaceae
Exons: 3
Coding region: 1-1155 (384 amino acids)
Biological process (GO): maintenance of rDNA; regulation of exit from mitosis
Source: RefSeq, a predicted model, not a curated record